This is a messenger RNA of Erinaceus europaeus (western European hedgehog), 3303 nucleotides long. RefSeq names its product toll like receptor 6 (gene TLR6). The transcript is spliced from 2 exons. Gene Ontology annotation, biological process: toll-like receptor signaling pathway; cellular response to diacyl bacterial lipopeptide; inflammatory response. Gene Ontology annotation, cellular component: Toll-like receptor 2-Toll-like receptor 6 protein complex; membrane. The coding region runs from base 227 to 2611 and encodes 794 amino acids. Gene Ontology annotation, molecular function: lipopeptide binding; Toll-like receptor 2 binding; transmembrane signaling receptor activity. Lineage: Eukaryota; Metazoa; Chordata; Mammalia; Eulipotyphla; Erinaceidae. The record is from RefSeq and is a predicted model, not a curated record.
UACGCAGAAGUAAUUCCAGUAAGGUCCAACACAGAUGGCAUGAAACAUUUUCAUGGUAUUGCUCUACUUACAAACUAAAGACUUGCAUUUUCUCAAAUGCUUACUUUUUCAUGCAUUCAGAAGCUAUUCUCUCCUGAGAAAGAAAUCUUGAACUGGAUUCAUAUCAAGAUGCUUUGAAAAAUAGCAACACCAAAUAGCAGUCAGUCUUUGGAACCACUUGAACAUCAUGACCAGAGACAAAGAAUCUACUAUGAGAAGUUUUGCUUAUACUGUGAUCGUAACAGUUGGGAUCGUAAUCCAGUCCUCUGAUGAAAAUGAAUUUACAGUAGAUUUGUCCAAAAGAGGCCUCACUCAUAUUCCAAGAGAUUUGCCAUCCCAAACCGAAGUCUUAGAUAUGUCUCAAAACAACGUAUCUGAACUUCACCUUUCUGAUAUGAGCCUUAUCUCAAGACUCAAAGUUUUAAGACUUUCCCAUAACAGGAUCCAGUGCCUUGAUUUUAGUGUUUUCAGAUUCAACCAGGAUUUGGAAUAUUUGGAUUUAUCCCACAAUCAGUUGAAAAAAUUGUCCUGCCAUGCCAUCCAGAGUCUCCAGCAUUUAGACCUCUCCUUCAAUGACUUUGAUAGUUUGCCCAUUUGUAAGGAAUUUGGCAACUUGACACAACUGAAUUUCUUGGGAUUAAGUACCUCAAAGUUGCAACAGUUAGACCUGCUACCAGUUUCUCACUUGCAUGUAGACAGCAUCCUUCUGGAUUUACAAGGCUAUUCUAUGAAAGGAAACGAGACUGGGAGUCUUCAAAUUUUCAAUACAAAAAAACUUCACUUUGUUUUUCAUCCAAAUGAUUUGUUCUCUGUGCUAGUGAACAUAUCUGUUAACAUGAUAGAGUGCUUACAGCUGACUAAUAUCAAACUGAAUGAUGACAACUGUCAAGUUUUAAUAAAUUUCUUAUCAGAACCACUUAUCAGAGGCCCAAACUUACUGAAUUUGACCCUAGAUCAUGUGGAAACAACUUGGAAAUGUUUAGUUAGAGUUUUUCAGUCCCUUUGGUCCAAGCCUAUAGAAUACCUGAAUAUUUACAAUUUGACAGUAGUUGAAAGAAUUGAUGAAGAAGAGUUCACUUACUCCAAAACAUCAUUGAAGGCACUGAAAAUAGAGCAUAUUACAAAUAGAGUUUUUCUUUUUUCACAGACUGCAUUGUACACAGUGUUUUCUGAGAUGAACAUUAUGAUGUUAACCAUAUCAGAGGCACCUUUAAUACACAUGCUUUGUCCUCAGGCACCAAGCAUGUUCAAGUUUUUGAACUUUACCCACAAUGUUUUUACAGAUAGUAUUUUUCAAAACUGUUCCACACUAGGUAGAUUAGAAACACUUAUCUUACAAAAGAAUGAAUUGAAAGAACUUUUUAAAGUAGGUCUAAUGACUAAGGAUAUGCAGUCUUUGGAAAUACUGGAUGUAAGCUGGAAUUCUCUGAACUAUGAUAGAUAUGAUGGAAUUUGUACGUGGGCUCAGAGUAUAGUGAUGUUAAAUUUAUCUUCAAAUAUACUUACUGAGUCUGUUUUCAGAUGUCUACCUCCCAGGGUUAAGGUCCUUGAUCUUCACAGUAACAGAAUAAGGAGCAUCCCAAGAGAUGUCAACAAUCUGGAAGCUUUGCAAGUACUCAAUGUUGCUUCCAAUUUUUUAACCAACCUUCCUGGAUGUGGUGCCUUUAGCAGCCUUUCUGCACUGAUCAUUGACUAUAACUCAAUUUCCAGUCCAUCAGUUGAUUUCUUCCAGAGCUGCCAGAACAUUAGGUCAGUAAAAGCAGGGAACAACCCAUUCCAGUGUACAUGUGAGCUCAGAGAGUUUGUCCAGAGAAUGGGCCAAGUGUCAAGGGAAGUGGUAGAGGACUGGCCUGGUUCUUACCAGUGUGACUAUCCAGAAAGCUUUAAGGGAACUGCACUAAAGGACUUCCACAUGUCUCAGCUGUCCUGCAACACCACUCUGUUGAUUGUCACCAUUGUGGUCAUUGUGCUGGUGUUGGGUAGUACCACGGUCAUGCUCUGUAUCUACUUUGAUGUGCUCUGGUAUCUGAGGAUGAUGUGCCAUUGGACCCAGACCCGGCAAAGGGCUAGGAACACUCCCUUAGCUGAACUCCAGAGAAACCUCCAGUUCCAUGCUUUCAUUUCAUAUAGUGAACAUGAUUCCGCCUGGGUGAAGAAUGAGCUGGUACCCUGCCUAGAAAAAGAAAAUAUACGAAUUUGUCUUCAUGAGAGAAACUUUGUCCCUGGGAAGAGCAUCAUAGAAAACAUUAUCAACUGCAUUGAGAAAAGUUACAAGUCCAUCUUUGUUCUGUCUCCCAACUUUGUACAGAGUGAGUGGUGCCAUUAUGAGCUCUACUUUGCCCACCACAAUCUCUUUCAUGAAGGGUCUGAUAACUUAAUCUUGAUCUUGCUGGAACCCAUUCCACAGAACAACAUUCCUAGUAAGUAUCACAAGCUGAAGGCUCUCAUGACACAACGAACUUAUUUGGAAUGGCCUAAGGAGAAGAGCAAACAUGGACUUUUCUGGGCUAACAUCACAGCUGCUUUUCAUAUGAAAUUAACACUAGUGAAUGAAAAUGAUGCAGAAACUUAGAAAGUCUGGAAAAAUGUCCAACUUAGAAACAUUAAUAUGGAGUGGGGUAGAUAGCAUAAGGGUUAAGCAAAGAGACUCUCGUGCCUGAGGCUCUAAUGUUCCAGGUUCAGUUCCCUGCACCAUCAUAAUGUAGAGCUAAACAGAACUCUGAUAGGAAGAAAGAAAGAAAGAAAAAAAGAAAGAAAGAAGAAAGAAAAAGAAAGAAAGGAAAGAAGGAAGGAAGGGAGAAGGAAAGAAAGAGAAGGAAUGGAAGGAAGGAAGAGUGAGCAAGACUGAUUAACUUGGAUUCUAGUGAACACUGUGAUUUAUUUUUGGUCACUGUGGUUUUUGAAUGCCAGCAUGUUCGGAAAAUAUGUAGUGAAAACUUCUUCCACGGACCCUGGAGUCACAUUGAGGUUUGAGGUGAUGCUCACAUUUCUGCCUGAAGGUAGUUCAUUCUUAUCUGUUUCAAUUGGAAUGGUAUCUUUUGAGUAAGUGAUCAUCAUUUCAGGACUUUAUCCCUCUUUUCCUGAAGAGCAAGAGUUUACAAGUCUUUGUGGCAGCACAAGAAAGGGCUACCCUGAGAACUGUGAGCAGUGGGCCUUAGAGUAUCUCAGUGACCUCUGGGUAAGCAGUGACAUCCUGUCCCACUUUGGGUCUCCAGAAAACAGUAAACCAAUUAUGGAAAAUAAAGGAGUUUUUUCCCCCCUUCA